AUGUGAUAAUAAACACGAUACAUGAUGCACAUGAUGCACGAUAAACGAUAAACGUUGACGUUGAGCCGUCCAUAAACACAAGAAAAAUUAAUGCUCGCAUCGAAUUCUUGAGGAAGACGUUGCGUUUACGUCUCUUUUUCACGGUGUCCCACACGUUAUGGAGGAGGUUCUUCAGCAGUUGGGAGUUGGAAUUCGCCCCGUAAGCGAUCCCUUUUUCGAGGAUUCCUACAAAGUCUGUAAGGUCUUCCAGAGAAAGGGAGUCACGAUCGAUGACGAGGAGGAACUCUGUCACGAAGUGAUUAAGGAAUUCUCAUGUUAUGUCCCAGGAUGCAAAAACACUUUUCAAACGCUGCUUGAUUAUGAAAUGCAUUACAACAGCUCGCAUCGAUAUGCCUGUACAGAAUGCAAAGUGUCCAGACCAAAUCCACGGCUGUUAGAAAUUCAUAUUCAGGAGACACACGAUGCCUUUUUCAAAGUCUUAUCGGAGAAACAAGCUAUGUAUCAAUGUUACGACUCUGAAUGUGAAAUAAAGUUCAACAACCCAGUAGAAAGGAAGGAACAUUGCAUUAAAAUACAUAAAUUUCCAAAAAAGUUUCGAUUUGAUGAUACAUUGUAUUAUAACAAGGAAGAUGAAUCAGAUAAAAUGGACAUUGACAAAACUGAUAUUGAUGACAAAAGGAAGAAAAAACCUGCUAAGAUAAUCUUAAAUAAGAAUCAAAGAAGCAAGAUGUUCACAAAUGAUACCACCAGUGUAGUUUGCAAAAAUAAUGAUAGUGUAGAAACAAUUUCAUCGACUACUGUAAAGUCUAAAAUUACACCAUUAGUUUUUGUCCCUAGGGAUAGUAGAUGACGUCAGGAUUGGGUAUAUUUAUCCCAUGAUAUUACCCGUAGCUGAGAUACCAUUUACUUCUAUUUACUUCACUUUUGACCUCCCAUUUGUCAAACUUCAGAAGAGGACUCAACUUGAAAUUUUUGGGGGGAUGUUUCAUCAUAAACUUUCAUUUAGCACAAUUUAAUUCCAAAUUCAAGGAUCAGAAAACAGGUAAUUUUUUGCCCAUUUUUGAGGUCACUCUUUGAUGUUAUAUCAUAUAAAAUAAUUCCUGAAAUAACAGUACAUUUGUCAUUUAUCACGAUUUCUGACAACGGAAAAACUAUUAUUUCAAAACUUAUUUUAUACUUCUACGUGGUAGAUCAGAUAUUGGACAGAAAUCUCAGUUUGCCACAUAUUUUUCACGUUUUAGAUUUACAAAAUAAUAUAUUCUAAGAAAAAAUUAAAAAAUAGAAUUGUACAUAACGAUUUGCACGUCAUUCCUUGUUGCUAACGUAACAUUUACACACCAUUAUCUUUCUCUUCGUAAUCACAGUUUCAUAUUUCAAAACCAUAUGAAACUUAGAAAAUUCAGACAUGUGUGUUUAUUCUAAAUAAUCACGGUUUUUUUUAUCAGAGAGAAAAAGGGAAAAGUGAACAGUCAUGCAAGAAGUUUCCCUAAAAAAACCAGACUUAUUAACACAUCUAUCGUCUGUGAUCUUCAUUACUGUUUAAAAAAAAGGAUUGAUAGAUACAUAUUUUAUAAAAUAAAAGAUAAAAUUCGUCAGUGUGUGCAAAAGGACAAGUUAUUCUCGAUACGACGGUGGCGAUUCCUCAUUAUGUCCCUGUCUCGCGAUCACGCCAAAUUUAGUCGUCCAUUCUCGGCUCCGGUUGAAGCUUGUCAAUCCUAGAAAAGCAGCCUGGCGCUCAAUUCACCGCCUCCUUUCUUGUGUAUACAAAUUUUUGCUCUUUUGGCUGCAUAACCCACAUUUCUAUGGUGCGCCCGUGAAAUGGCCGUAACCCGUUAUUUGCGAUUUUUCCCGUGAUCAUCGACGGUCCCGGCGACGGAUGAAUGCGUUCACCAUUUGCAUCUGUCGCACGCUCACAGACGUACGUGCACAGCAACGCAUCGUAACGGUAUCGGAUGGACGCAGCGUAUCCACCCCAUCGCUUUCCUCAAAACGUCUAGAUUUGCUGGCUGUGAAUAGCCAGAUGCACCGCUGACGCUGAUAGUUUUCUCAGGAUAUUUACAAGUGGGUGGACCAUAAAGGAAAAACGGACAUCUGAAACGGACAUCAUACUUUCUUGGAUCUUUUAACGCUAAUGAUGCUAUCGCGCCUGCAAAUAAAUUGCAUUUAUGAAAAUAUUUAAUAAGUCUACGUUCGGUUUUAAGAUUUUUCUAUAUUUUGUACUUUCAAAAGAAUUUGUUAUUCGAAAAUUUUCGAAUGUUAUAACGUGCGUUGUAUUAUACCGUACAUUGUAUGACUAUUACAAAUAUAAAAUCAUAAUACAACUGCGUGUUUCACAUGCAAUGUUUACGUGAUCCGUUAUUACUACUCGCUCCUCACCUGAUAGACGUAAUUGUUAACUGAUUUGCGAUCCGGUAUUGACGGAUUUCAUAAUUCCCACCAUGUAGUUAGCUUAUCAUUAUUCGAGACUUAGAUAUUUUUAAUAGUCUUACGUUCAUUUUUACGGAAACUGUUUUUCUAUUGGCAAUAAAGUCCCUGUCUACUGACACUCCCACGGGAUCCUUCAAGGAUUUUACCUUUUGAAGGAAAGUCUUUGUAACUUGAUGAAGAUGGAUCUUCGCGGCAUAUGUACGUUGAUUACACCCGAAUAGUUAUAUUCUAUUUAAGUUAUAAUUCAUCAAUACAUUAAAUAGUGAGAGUGUUACUUACGUUAACAGACCUAUCUCCAAAUUUUAAAGACAAAAAAAUUAUUAUAGGAUAAAACAGAUUCAAUUUAAUAACUAUUAAUAAUUAAUGAUUACAUAAACAAUUUUCAUAUUACAUAUCGUAUUUUGAUGAGCAUAUCCGCAAAAUUAAACUCGUCAGUAUUGACAAAAAUAAUAUUAAUAAGAAUUAUUAAGUUCAUAAAAUAACUUCGCUAAAAAUUGUGUAUAAAAUAAAAAAUAUGGCACAGUUAAACGCAUACGCGACCUAAAUGAAAUGAAAAAAGAGAAAUGCUUGUGAUGUGGAAAGAGAAUAUUAUAGUAGUCGGAGUGGACUGCAGAAAUUUUAGAAAAGCGGGUGUCCGGUUUCUAAGCCGAACAGCAAAGAGUUAGAGAGUUAGAGUACAAUCGCGCAGAGAAAUAUUUACUCACUAUUUGUUUGACAGACUUUUGGGAACGCUGUUCGUCAUUUAAAACUCUUAUGUAUUGUAAACUUUCUUUCGAUUUUGUUACCGUUGUUGAAUCAGUUUACCUUUGCUGCAAUUGUACUCAGAGAUUCUUUGUUCUCGCUUGAAACUUGUUUUCGCGUUUCAAGUAAAAUUUUAUCUUAAGUACACAUUCUCACAUAUAUUUAGAAUAUGUCUAUGCAGAAUUUCGAUUCUGACAUUGUAAUCAUUAGAUCCUAAAUUGCGUUUUGCAAUUCACGUCAUGAUGAACGUUGACUAAUAGCGAAUACUAACGCGAUUUUAUUACUUGAACCUGUUGUUAGUUAAAAAUAUUAUUAAAAAGUUAACUAUUACAAGUCAUCUUAAGUAAUAUCACAAGCAAAAUGUUGUGUUUUAUAACUUUUCAAAUAUAUUCGCAAAAUGCAACUGUUAUCUCGUAUAAUAUUCAUUUCUCAUCUCUACCCAAGCAGUAGGGUACUGUUAGAGUGCAAGUAGCAUUUACAUUUAAAUGAUAUAAGUUAUCAUUGAGACUCUAUUCUCUAACAAUUAGAGAACAAAGUCUUAAGAGUAACUUGUUCAUUUAAAUAUAAAUGAUACUUACCGAUUUGAUUUGCACAAAACAAUAACAAUUAUUAUUAUAACAACAAAACAAUUAUUAUAUUUUCUAGAACAGAAUUUGUUAGUUUAGUGAAAAAAAAUUAACCUUAGAAUAACUUUCUUUAAAUUAUUAAUACACCUUAUAAAAUAAAAUAAAAAAUUUUUAACAGUUGCAACAACAACAAAAAUGUUACUAACAGUCCCAAGUAAAAAUAUUUUUCAAACUAAUAUAAACACAAA
Messenger RNA from Monomorium pharaonis (pharaoh ant), 3982 nucleotides. RefSeq names its product zinc finger protein 511. The coding region runs from base 158 to 850 and encodes 230 amino acids. Lineage: Eukaryota; Metazoa; Arthropoda; Insecta; Hymenoptera; Formicidae. The record is from RefSeq and is a predicted model, not a curated record. The transcript is spliced from 4 exons.